CAAAGAUUAAUGCUCGACUGAAGUCCAGGUGGAUUCGUGCUGCCACGUAUCCCAAAAUUCCGAUUACACAAUUCUUACAUAAUUCUCACAUUCUUCCAUAAUGCAGCACGAAAUUGUGGAAAUGCAAGGUAAACUCAACUUGAAUGGAAACCUUGAAACUAAGGAGGAACACGAUUUCAUGGACAAAGCAUUAAGCGAUAUCGUGAUUCUCCAAGAAAUCUUCCUCCACCUCGGGGACGAAGGUUGGAGCCAGACCUGCCACGAGGUUCGCAACCUCCGUCUCGUCUCCCCCCUCUGGAACAGUGCGCUCCUCUCUAUGACUCCCCCCAAACUCCGCUUCCGUCUCAAGUAUAACUUAAACUUUGACAUUUUCCGUUGCGCCUACUGGCCCGAACCAGAAGUUCCCGCCUUUCUAGAAAUUUGCUCCACCAUGGCGCCCAAACUAGCGCGCUCCCUCUUCUUCCAAAUGUCCUCGAAUGACGAGCAAACCUCCGAAAAUUUGCGCCAUUUCUUCCAAACCUUUCCCGAACAGCUGGAACACGUUACCGUUCGCGGGGACGAGGACGAACUUGCCCCGUUACUCUAUGACAUCCUACAAAUGGCGCCAAAUCUCGUCAGUUUAAAUAUCAUCACGUGCAAUCCGACCCAUCCGACGACAUUCCGCCAUCGCCUCUCUCCCCGCUACUGGGACCCCUUUGCGCCCUUAAUCCCCAUCCAGAACAAGUUGGAAUCCGUCAUUCUGCACCGGUACACCGCCUCGGAUCAAAAAUCCCGCCAUAACGUCCCCGUCUCCAUUUUGGUUCAAGCCAUGCUUCACUCCACCCCGAAUCUGACCCACUUGAACGUCAUGGAUUACCAGUGUCCACAGCUUUCUUACUGCACUAAACUCCGCGACCUAACUUUUUUCCUACUCCCGCCCGAAGGCGAGGAAGAAAUGUUGCAAAAAUUGGAAGAUUUUUCCAUGGUGUUGAACCACGUUCGGAAUUCCCUGGAAAAAUUAGAGCUCAACAGCGGUUUCGGAUUUCCCACGCAACCGAUUCAAACUCAUACCGAUUCUGAGAUCGAAAUGGUCGGAUUUAAUUUACCGGAAAUGGGGAAGCUUAACUACUUCAGGAAUUAUAGGCUCGAUAUAUUUCCAUGUUUGGACAGAAUUCGAGAUUUGGGGGGGAGUAGGUUACCGAAUUUGGGGACGUUGCACUUAUCGAAGGGGACCGAUUACUGGAAACCGCCCCAGGUUCAGAGGUCAAUUGAGCCUGAAUUGACGGAAAUUUUGGAGAAGGAGGCACUUUUUUGCAAUUCUGAGGGGGCCGGUGGACUGAUUAGGUUGGCGCUGGAUGGAAUUAGGAAUCCCGACCUACUCAAAAAUUUAAAUAAACCAUUCCCGCACUUGCAGCGGUUACACUUGAGGAUGGGGGAUGUCGCGAUGAAGGGAAUUCAGAGGGAGGAACUGCUUGGAAAAACGUUGACGGCUCUGGGUCCGAUGGGAUUAAAGUAUUUGGAUCUUGUCAUCCCGUUUCCGGCCCUUUUUAAGAAUUUUGUAUCAAGUUUGGCCCUUUUGGAGGCAUCGCUCAAAGACAUGAAGACCAUGCAGCUCGCCAAUUUUGGCGGAGGAACGAGCAUAAUAACGUACGAGACGGAUUUCGACGGGAUUAAAUCCUUCUGCCACGUGCUCCGCUCAACCGGCAGAAUGCAAACAUUUACCAUUUUCAAAUGCUCGGUAAGCUGUAGCAAUAUGGACACUAGUUCAGAAUCCGAAAUAAUUUGUAUUCUUCAGUUCGGCCUGACUGGAUAUGAAGAAAUUGCAAAAUUCAUGAAAUCUAACAACCUCCCGGUCUCCAUUCCGCGACAAUGUGCAGAUCAUAAUAUCGACUACAAGUUUUAGGUCGUUAAGUUGCAAGUUGUUAGACCUUUGUGCAAUGUGCGUGUGAUUACGUGGAUAGCAAUAAAAUCAUACCUGUUCAAAUAAACUUUCUUCAUUCAAAAUUCAGUCAUCCCGAUUGAUGAAUGGUGAUUUUCACACACA
Messenger RNA from Folsomia candida, 2023 nucleotides. RefSeq lists its product as uncharacterized. The transcript is spliced from 4 exons. The record is from RefSeq and is a predicted model, not a curated record. The coding region runs from base 101 to 1882 and encodes 593 amino acids. Lineage: Eukaryota; Metazoa; Arthropoda; Collembola; Entomobryomorpha; Isotomidae.